This is a messenger RNA of Pistacia vera, 1264 nucleotides long. RefSeq lists its product as uncharacterized. The transcript has 6 exons. The coding region runs from base 103 to 888 and encodes 261 amino acids. Lineage: Eukaryota; Viridiplantae; Streptophyta; Magnoliopsida; Sapindales; Anacardiaceae. The record is from RefSeq and is a predicted model, not a curated record.
ACUAGAAACCAACACUCGUGAUUCGUGAAAACACCGUUUCACUGCAUCUACCCGCUUCAAAGGAUAUCUAAAAUUUUACAGAAACAGUUGCUGUGAGGAUUAAUGGGUGAAGUUUUGUUUGACCUUGAACAAGUUCUCAGGAGCAAACAGGAGAGGUUGACGCCUGCAGAAGCAAAGGUUCUUCUAACAUACAAGUCUAAGGCUGUCAGGGAGUUUACGGCUGGUGCACUUGUAGGAUCUGGUGUUACGUGGUUAGCAACAUGGAGGCUAAAUAAGUUAUUACGAGUCAACCUUUCAGGAGGAGCUGCUAUUGUCUGUGGAUUUUGGAGAUUUACUAGUUCCCUUGAAUCAUGCGUUGAUAGUAUUCUUGGAGUAGAUGGAAGUCGGCUGCAGAAAGAGUUAGCGAACAUAAUAUUCAACAAAUACCGAGAUGAUCCUUGGAGAAUGCAGCUUAUCUCUAAACAUUUUUAUUCAGAGAAAGUUUAUGAUGAUUCAACCUCAGAUCAGCCAAAAUUAAGAUGGCGCUACAAGAACUAUUUUAAUGAUAAUGUUGCUUAUGGUCAAAGAACACAUGAGAGUGACUCUUAUGGUGACUCCGAUACUGACUCUCGCAACAAUUCCCACAAUGAGGCCAACAGUGACUUCCAGAAUGACUCUGGCAGCAAAAAGAAUGAUUUGGAGUCUAACAAAGUUCUUGUGAAACCUGAUGUUGAUGCGGUUAUGGAUCCUCUAGAUUGUGUUUUUGGCAAUGCGGCAACAAUGGAGGAGAUUCAUCACCCUAAUAAAUCAAGCACGCCUACCAGGGUACUCUCACGUAACCAUAAAAGAUCUCAUCGGCGUCGUCGAAUGCGCCAUCAUGAAGGUUCCCUGGAACCUCAUUAUGCGUAAAGAGACCAAAUUGAUUGUCAUGAACAUCGAGGAGGGGAAACCAGAGAGAAAAAGUUGAAACAUCAACAUCGACAUCAUUGAGUUUGUGAAGGUUACGAUUGCAAAUCUGAAUGUUGAACCUUUGUCAGGUACAUUAUUGUCAAUAAAUUCCUUCCUGUUGGGGUGAGAUUGUCUAUUGAAUUUGUUGUCAAACCAAAUAUAAAAAUGUUCUCUGGGGCACUAUUUGGUUUGUUGCUUUGUGCACGGCUCUAGUGGGCUAGAACAUAAAAACAAAGAAAAGCGAUGUAUUUUGUAUUUGUCAAUUACUGAUGCGAACCCGACAUUUCUCUGAAAUCUACGGAAGAGCUGAUAUUUGUGAUCUUUCUCAACAUUUCUC